Molecule: messenger RNA, 247 nt
Organism: Meloidogyne enterolobii
Lineage: Eukaryota; Metazoa; Nematoda; Chromadorea; Rhabditida; Meloidogynidae
Source: the annotation of a GenBank genome assembly
UAUGUUAAAUGCAUUACCCGAAGAAGUUUAUAAUAAAGAAACUCACAAAUCUCAAGAAAAGUUUAAAAAAGAAAUUAUCGAGAAAAGACUGAGUGAUUUAAGUUUAGCAAUGAAUACAAAAGAUUAUAAUGAUUUUCUGAAAAAUUGUGAAAGUACUGUAGGGAACCUUUUGGUGGGAAAUAAAGAUUUUAAUACUAAUAAAGAAAUGUAUGAGGAGGCUAUGAAAAACUUGAAUAAAAUAAUGUAA